CAAUCAUUGACUGAACAAAUACACGAACAAUAAACAUAAUCGAAUAAUCAAUCGGGGCAUUUAGAUACGAGUAUCUAAUGUAAUGAUAUCUUGUCCAAAUGAAUGUUACGUGUCGUUAUUGUCUUGAGCGAUUCGUCUGAGUAUGUAGAUACGGAGCGUGGUUCAGGACAAGCGCUGAUAAAAGAUUGUUACGACAACAGUAUCCGUUGAUCCUCCGCCGAGGAAAGAACUAUUCCUGACCCACGUAGAGGAAUCUGUAGUGGCGAGUGCAUUAAUUGAAUUGACUCAACGAACGCUUCCCGUCGUUGUUUCGCACUCCCUAGUGAAUCUCUUGACGUCCAACCGAGCCAGUUGGGAAGCAACGAAGUUAUUGGUUUGUAAAACGACAAGUGGUUUGUGAUAGUGAUGUGGACCCUGAGUUGAUCGUAUACCUAAUAUCAGUUAUAUUAGUGAAUGGAUAUUCUCACAAUGAAUAGAAUAAAAGUCGACUCCUUAAUAUUGGUCCUGUGGGCGUGUUGUACCUUGACUCGGUGUUCUAGUGAUGUGGAUGUAUUAUCACCAAAACUGACACGAUGUACUCACGAGCGUGCCUACGACAUGUACGGCGCCUAUUGCGGUGGUCUCCGUCUUGAGAAGAUUCCAAAUCUAAAGAGCAGUAUAGAGAUCUUGGACUUCAGCGAGAAUAGAUUAAAUGAGUUGCAAGCUAGCACAUUCACAAAUUACCCAAAUAUAAAGUUUUUAUAUUUAGUUGAAAAUCAAUUGUAUCGUAUUGAUGAAAACGCAUUUGCUCCGCUUAUAUACUUGCAGACUUUAGAUCUUUCGAACAAUGUCAUAUUACAAUUACCACAGACUAUGUUCCAGCUACCGUCCUUACGAAAUUUAUAUUUGAAAAAUAAUCCACUACUCCAUCUAAGUAUAAACAACCUACAAUUAAGAAAACCUAUAAAUGCACCUUUGGAGUUAUUAGAUUUAUCUAAUUGCAAGCUUGAAAAAUUACCAAAUUGGGGAACUUUACCACAUUUGGUACAAUACAAUAUAUCACACAAUCCAUUAAUAACUAUUGAUGCACAACAUUUUGCCUCGAUGUGCGGCUUGAAGAAGGUUGAUAUUUCAAAAUCUAUAGACAAAAUAGAAAAUGUAUGUGAACUAAAACCUACGAUUCAUUGGUUUCAAGUAAAUGCAAUUUCAAUGGAUUUGGAUGAUUACGCCAGGCUGAAUUCAAAAGAAUUCAAUGAGUGCCCGAGUAUGACAGAAAAUGAUUUAAUAGUUCUCAAUACCACGCACCAUACAUGCAGAAGCAUGUACUCGAAGUUUCAUAACACAUUCACUUCGCGGCGCACCUGGUUGAAGGUGACCGGUGGACUGGCAGGCUUUUUGGUCUGUUUCAUGCUGUUACUGUAUAUCAUGCAUCGAUAUAAUGUAGCUCAAACCAAGACACCGGCCGAGAAGAUCAAGAAGGUAACGCCAAAGAAUGAGAACGAUAGAGAUGCAGCGAAACCGAUUCUCAACGACUCGAGUGACGUUUCCCGGCUUUAGUAUUUUGAGCAUGCGUCCUGCAGGGUGAACAAGUACAGAAAAGAAGAGGAAGAUAGCCUUUCGGACGUCUUACCGUUCGACGGAUAGGCCGAAGGUUUGCUAGGAAUGCCAUGCACGAACCCGGCAGACUAUAAUUACUAUUCCAAAAGUUACAAUUAGAUCUGGAACCGACUACAUAGAAUUAUAUAGACUGUAAUUCUAGUGUUGUCGCAAAUAUUUGAUUGCCCUCUCCAUGUUGAUGAAUUGUUAUUGCAUUAUGCGUAUUUAAAUCUCAUCAAAAAGUUAAUACAACUUGCGGAGGAUCUUUACACAGUCAUAAAAAGAAAAGAUUUGAUGAUAAUUUAAUGAGUAUUGGUUGUAUUACACGCACAGCUAGUAUUGUAUAAAAUAAAUUUUAACAAACAAAAAGUUAUAGUAUAUUUGGAAAUCACAGUUUGGGCUUGCUUUGCCAAAAUAACGUUGAGUUUGUGCAUUUUUAAGUAAAUAAUUAUUUAGUUCGUAUAUCAACCAAAAAUAGAUCUGAUAUAAAUUUAGUAUCUAGUUUCUUUUAUUUUAAUACUUAGUAAUAUAUUAGCUAGUGAUAUCCUGUUUAUAAUUCUAUAAAUCUAAACAACAUAACGACAAAUGCAUUUGUACUCUUCACAACCUGUAUUGCAUGUAGUAGAAAUAGUAGGUACCACCUGAUUCGGUUGAAACACGAAAAAUUGUGUCGAUGUUAUUCAAUAUAUGUGAAAAGAACGAUAUAAAAUUUGUCGUUUCAUAAAAGUCACCAUUAUAAUAAAUUAAUGAUUAUAGAGUAUGUAAUAUCUACAUUUUAGUAAUCUACCUACAUUUGCAAUGAUCUCACAUGUAGGUAUUGACGGUAGUUCGUGCUAUUCCUCAAUUUUGUUAAUUUAUAAGUGACCGUAAAAUGUGUAAGGACGAUGGAAUAAAUUUGUACAUUUACUUUUAAAAUUAUUUUCAUCAUUGUUUUUUUUUUCGAUUUCGAUGUAUUUUUUUGAUCUAAUUGGUCGUAGAAUAAUCUGCAUAUCCACAUAUAAUGCUCAUCAAGUAGUAGUCCCCGAGUCAGAGGUUAUUUUCGUCAACAAUUUCCUUUCGGCCAAAAACAUCAAAAACGUUUCUAAAUAAAACUAUCUUAACCAUUUUAGUAAUGUAAAUGCAAAAUUUAUCGUUGUAGUGAAUGUAAUUAUAAGAGGCUUUCGGAAAGGCUGAUUAGGGUUACUAAUAAUCGUGCUAUAAUAUUUGUAUAGUAUUUACUGAUUUUACCAUUUAGUUAUCAAAUGACUUUGGUACGUAAAGGACAUGUGAGUAAUAUAAAAAAUAAUAAUAAGGUGCAAUUAUGUAAAUGUAAGUCUAAAAUGCUAUUAUAAUAAAUAUAUAUAUUUAAAUUGGUACAAUUUAUAUAGACGCCAUGUUUUUAAAAAUUA
Messenger RNA from Achroia grisella, 2963 nucleotides. It is a transcript of the gene Lapsyn, whose product is annotated as leucine-rich repeat-containing protein let-4. Gene Ontology annotation, molecular function: protein binding. Bases 454 to 1536 code for a protein of 360 amino acids. Gene Ontology annotation, cellular component: extracellular matrix. NCBI's taxonomy places the organism in Eukaryota, Metazoa, Arthropoda, Insecta, Lepidoptera, Pyralidae. The transcript has 5 exons. The record is from RefSeq and is a predicted model, not a curated record.